AUGUCCGCUACAAACUCAUCUAGACACUUUCAAGUGCUCCUGCGUCGUGUCAGGAAGUCUGCUUUGGCUCUUCCAUCAAUUUCUCAUACGCUUCAAGCGGUAUCAUGCUACAGCACCCGACAAGCUCCCGCUGCAGCAGCCCUCAGCACUUCUGCCCUAACCCGCAACCUAGAGCAAUCGCCGCUAGGAAGUACCAGUGAGCCCAGUGCUCUUCUUCAUCCGAUUCUAAAGACAGCGCCGCUUAAAGUUGUGGCGGCCAAGGGUACAACUGUGACGUUCUCCAAUGGCAAAAAGAUGGAGGAUACGACUUGUGGUGCAGCAGUAGCCUGCAUUGGCUACGAUAAUGAGAGGGUUAAAACUUCCAUGAUUAAGCAAAUGGAUAAAUUUUCUUAUUCAAAUUCAAUGUUUUAUGGGCAUCAAGUUGGUGAAGAACUGGCUGCGGAGCUCAUCAGGGGGACUAACGGGGAGAUGUCAAAGGUAUACCUGAUGUGCUCUGGAGCUGAAGCCAUGGAGGCAGCCAUGAAGAUGGCAAGACAGUAUUACAUGGAGCUGAACCCAAAACAGCCCCAGCGUACGAACUUCAUAGCGCGCGAAGGGUCUUUCCACGGCGCAACUCUUGGGUCGCUUUCGAUGAGUGGUCAUGUCGGACGGCGGAAGCUCUUUGAGGGCAUGCUGUUCGACAACAUUCACCGUGUCUCGGCCGCCAACGAGUAUCGUGGAAAGGCUGAUGGCCAGACAACGGAGGAUUACGUGCAGCAAUUGGCAGAUGAGCUGGAUCUAAAGUUCCAGGAGAUUGGACCUGAUACUGUUUGUGCAUUUGUUGCUGAGCCUGUUGUUGGGGCGACACUUGGCACAGUCUCUGCGCCUGCUGGCUAUUUCAAAGCUAUGAAGAAAAUAUGCGAAAAGUACGGGGCGCUUCUCAUUCUGGACGAGGUCAUGUGCGGGAUGGGUCGUUGUGGAUCACUUCAUGAGUGGGAGCAAGAGGGCGUCGUCCCAGAUAUUCAGACCGUUGCCAAAGGUCUAGCAGGUGGUUUCGCACCAAUGGCUGCCAUGUUUAUCAACCAUCGUGUGACAGAUGCGUUGAUAGCUGGAACUGGCGUUUUUGCACACGCACAUACUUAUCAAGGACACCCCGUGGGAUGUGCUGCUGCACUAGAAGUUCAGCGAAUCGUAAGAGAAGACAAUCUCGUCGAGAAUGUCCGCGAGAACGGCGAAUAUCUGGGCAAGCUUCUACAUGAGCAACUGGAUGAUCACCCCUACGUUGGUAAUGUUAGAGGCAGAGGCUUCUUCUGGUCGCUGGAAUUUGUGGCCUGUAAGAAGACGAAAGAGCCGUUCCCGCCAUCGACAGGAAUAUCGAAGAAAGUUCAUUUAACAGCGUUCGACGAUGUAGGCAUCAGCUUCUACCCGGGAAUGGGUACCAAGGACGGUGUGACUGGAGAUCACGCAUGGAUAGCACCUGCUUACACGAGCACAAAGUAUGACAUUGAGAGGAUAGUUUCCAAGGUCAAAGAGUCGGUAAUCCUAGCCCUCGGGUAG
Molecule: messenger RNA, 1536 nt
Organism: Botrytis fragariae
Lineage: Eukaryota; Fungi; Ascomycota; Leotiomycetes; Helotiales; Sclerotiniaceae
Product: putative aminotransferase protein
Exons: 6
Coding region: 1-1536 (511 amino acids)
Cellular component (GO): cytosol
Molecular function (GO): transaminase activity; pyridoxal phosphate binding
Source: RefSeq, a predicted model, not a curated record